AUGGAAGAUCAACCGCAAGGAACGUUACAAAACGUUCUAGAACAAGAAUCUCUCAAGUGGGUUUUCGUUGGUGGCAGAGGUGGUGUUGGAAAAACCACAUGUUGGAAAAACUACAUGCAGUUCUAUCCUCUUUAUCCUUCUCGCUUCUGUUCGCUCUUCCGUUCUCAUCUCAACGGACCCUGCUCACAAUCUCAGCGAUGUUUACUUUUUAACUAUGCUUCACGAAAACCCCUACUUUGGUUAAUGGUUUAUCCAAUGUAUAUGCAACAGUUCGGAUCAAUACUUUGUUCUCUGAAUCCUGGUGCAAUUCCUGGAAUUGAUGAGGCUAUGAACUUUGCUGAGAUGUUGAAGGAGAUUAUUGUUUAUUGA
Molecule: messenger RNA, 369 nt
Organism: Vicia villosa (hairy vetch)
Lineage: Eukaryota; Viridiplantae; Streptophyta; Magnoliopsida; Fabales; Fabaceae
Exons: 2
Coding region: 1-369 (122 amino acids)
Source: RefSeq, a predicted model, not a curated record